AUGCCGAAGGCAUCGCUCUCGUCGGAUGAUGACAGGGUGCCGAAGGCAUCUCUCUUGUCAAACGAUGACGGGGUGCCGAAUGCAUCGCUCUCGUCGGAUGAUGGCAGGGUGCCGAAGGUGAUGACGGGGUGCCGAAGGCAUCGCUCUCGUCUAAUGAUGACAGGGUGCCAAAGGCAUCGCUAUGUCAAUGAUGACGGGGUGCCGAAGGCAUCGCUCUCGUCGGAUGAUGGCGGGGUGCCGAAGGUGAUGACGGGAUGCCGAAGGCAUCGCUCUCGUCGGAUGAUGAUAGGGUGCCGAAGGCAUCUCUCUUGUCAAAUGAUGACAGGGUGCCGAAGGCAUCGCUUGUCAAAUGAUGACGGGGUGCCGAAGGCAUCGCUCUCGUCGGAUGAUGACAGGGUGCCGAAGGCAUCUCUCUUGUCAAAUGAUGAUAGGGUGCCGAAGACAUCGCUUGUCAAAUGA
Messenger RNA from Prunus armeniaca (apricot), 459 nucleotides. NCBI's taxonomy places the organism in Eukaryota, Viridiplantae, Streptophyta, Magnoliopsida, Rosales, Rosaceae. The record is from the annotation of a GenBank genome assembly.